Messenger RNA from Sphaeramia orbicularis (orbiculate cardinalfish), 4010 nucleotides. Its product is annotated as BMP/retinoic acid-inducible neural-specific protein 3-like. The transcript is spliced from 8 exons. Bases 427 to 2736 code for a protein of 769 amino acids. NCBI's taxonomy places the organism in Eukaryota, Metazoa, Chordata, Actinopteri, Kurtiformes, Apogonidae. Gene Ontology annotation, biological process: cellular response to retinoic acid; nervous system development; negative regulation of mitotic cell cycle. Gene Ontology annotation, cellular component: neuronal cell body; dendrite; cytoplasm. The record is from RefSeq and is a predicted model, not a curated record.
AACUAGAGUACCUGGAAGCUUUGACCCCGUGCGCUCUUAAAAAAAAAACAGUGUCCGCUGCGACUCAUUCCGUUGGACUGGACUACAUACCUUCCUACCGCGCAUCACCGAAGACUCACCGCUGGAAAUAUGCAACUGUGAAGAAGAACGGAGCGCGCAGUUCGGAGGCUGGAUGUCAUCCUCUGUUUCGCUCAAGUUGCGCUGCCCCUAAUUGUGCGUCUGAUCGCAUUUGAGGCGAUAAGUGUCCCCGAAAAGCCCUUUUCAAUGUCGCCUCAUCUAUGCGCUCAGCCGAACCUAACUUCAAGGUCCUUUCGGUGGAUUUUGCGGAGACUAAUACCGACCCGUGGAGGACCACAACACUUACAGAAUAAGGACUCAUCUAAAGUGCAGGGAGAAUGAGGAGUCACCGGGGCCGGGGGAAACAGCAUGACUGGCCCGUGCAUCUCCGUUAGACUGGCGACCUUCAUGUUUCUAUGGAAGUGGUUAACACUAAGCCUGCUCCAGAUCUGGGUGUCAGGGGCCGGGGCGGCGGACUCUGGAGGGUCUGGCUUCAGCGGCUCCACCGGGCCCCUGGGCUGGCUCCUGUCAGACAAGGGUCCUUUUCACCACUCGCAGGAGUUUGUUGAUUUUACAGAGCGCUACCAGCAAGGAUUCAGCACCAAGUACAAGAUAUACAGGGAGUUUGGCCGUUGGAAGGUGAACAGCCUGGCCCUGGAGAGACAAGAGAACAAUGGCUAUUCCUUGCCACUGGACCCCGAGUUCCUCCAAACCAUUAGGCAGCUGGGCAGGAGGCCCAGUCUGGUGGCCAUCACAGACAAUAUUAUCAGGAAAUACGGAACCCACUUCCUGCUCUCUGCUACAUUGGGAGGAGAAGAGUCAUUAAUGAUCUUUGUAGACAAGCGGAAGUUGAGUCGGACGUCGGAAGUGAGUGAAUCCAAUGGCACAGCUGUGACUCUGGAGGCUCUGCACCAGCUGGCUGCGUCCUACUUCAUUGACAGGGAAAGCACCCUGCACAAGCUGCACCACAUCCAGAUCGCCUCAACCGCUAUCAAGGUGACCGAAACAAGGACGGGCCCUCUCGGAUGCAGUAACUAUGACAACCUCGACUCUGUCAGCUCCGUUUUGGUUCAGAGCCCUGAAAACAAGAUUCAUUUGCAAGGCCUCCAGGCCAUACUGCCAGAGUAUCUGAGGGCCAGGUUCGUGCAGGCAGCUCUUAGCUACAUCGGCUGUAAUGAAGAGGGCCAGUUCGUGUGCCGAGACAAUGACUGCUGGUGCCACUGUGCCGCCGACUACCCACAGUGUAAUUGCCCCGAGGUGCAUCUAAGGGCUAUGGAAGCCAGUUUAUUGCAAAUCCGAGAAUCUUGGAACGUGGCCAACCAAGACUUUGAGGAGUCAGACGAGUUUCAAAACUUCGUUCGGAAGCUGCCCACGUCGUACGCCUUGAACACGUCGGCCAUCCAGUACUUCUGGAAGAUGGAGCCGGCGGUCCACCAGCGCUACAAACAGCUGGAACUGAACGCCCAGCAGCUCCUGAGUAAAGCCCAGCGUAUUGUCAACAAGCUCUUCACCCUCAGCAAGAGGUGUCGCAGUCAGCCCAAAAUUAUCAUGCUGAGAGAGAGGCCCCAAAGCUACUGGCUGAACUACAUCCUCUCCAUAAUGUACUGCAGUGAAAACAGCCACAUCGGUUCAUACCUGGAGGAGACGAGGAGCUGCUCCUGCCCCUACGAGCAUCCCCCCUGCCAAGGUGUCAUCCCCUGCACAGUGGGCGAGGGCACGUCCUGCGCCUCCUGCUCCUACGAAAACCGUUCCCGCUGCGCUACCUGCAACCAGGGUUACAUGCUGAGCCAAGGCGUGUGCCGCAACGAAGUUCCCGACUCCACCGACCACUACAUCGGCUUCGAGACAGACCUUCAGGACCUAGAGCUGCGCUACCUUUUGCAGAAACGUGACAACCGCAUCAGCAUUCACGGGAUCUUUGUCAGCAACGACGUCAGGCUGAAUAACUGGUUCGACCCGUCAUGGAGGAAGAGGAUGUUGCUGACGUUGAAAAGUAAUAAAUACAAGUCAAACCAUGUCCACAUGCUCCUGGGGAUGUCACUACAGAUCUGCCUUACCAAGAAUACCACCCUGGACCCCAUGUUGUCGGUCUAUAUCAAUCCAUUUGGGGGAAGUCACUCUGAGAGCUGGAUCAUGCCCAUUGACCAGAACAGCUACCCCGACUGGGAGAGGACUAAAUUAGACCUUCCCUAUGACUGUUACAACUGGACUUUGACUUUGGGCAACAAGUGGAAAACAUUUUUUGAGACGGUCCACUUUUACCUUCGGAGCCGGAUCAAGGGGCCAUCGAGUAACGGAAAUGGAACGGUAUAUUACGAACCUUUGGAGUACCUGGAGCCGGGGAGAAAUCUAGGCUACAUGAAGAUCAACAGUAUCCAGGUGUACGGCUAUAGUAUGCACUUUGACCCAGAAGCGAUCCAGGACUUGAUUUUACAGCUGGACUACCCAUAUACUCAGGGAUCGCAGGACUCGGCCCUGCUGCAGCUGCUGGAGAUCCGGGAUCGGGUCAACAGACUGUCCCCUCCAGGAGCUCAGCCUCUGGACCUGUUCUCAUGUCUGCUCCGGCACCGGCUCAAACUGUCCACCACGGACGUUGCCAGGAUCCAGGCAGCGCUGCAGACUUUCAGUGCCAAACAGCCCAACUCGAUGGAAUAUGAAACAACCAAAUUAUGUAGCUAAUAAGUGGGCGGGUGGCCAGGUGCACAGAUGGCAGAGCAGUUAUCACACAGGCCUGAUGAUGGUUAAGAGCAAUUCUGGAGCAGUGCGAGGGACAUUUAGGGGACAUUUUCAUUGUCGUCAUGGACCUCAAGAGUGCAUUUGAGAUUCUCACGUCAACUUUCGUAUAAAUUUGUACAACAUUGUAAAAUUAUGAAGGAUUUCACCAAACUUGCCUCAUAGUUUUUUUUUCUGCUCCUCAAGUAAAUAAAUACCUUUGACAGUUAAUAAUACAAACUUAAACUUUGCCAUCACUUAUAUGUUGCCGAUGUGCUGACAUAUGUAGAUUGCACAAAUUUCAAUCCCAUACGUAAACAAAGGCUUUCGCUGAAAUAUAAUCCAAGCAAUGUAAUCAUUUCACAAGCCUAAGCAUCAAUACCAGCAUGUUUAUUUAAUUCUGUUUUUGUUUUUUUUUCUUUCUCCUUUUGUAUCGUCUCAUUACAUUUAUUUCCUGGUUGCAAAAUAGCGUCAUGACCCUCCCUUUAAUCUGGGGCGUGAUGCUCACAUCGCAGUUUUCAGCUUUGCAUUCAACAAUAAAAUCACUCCUUUUUUAAAAACUCUAUUAUACAUUUUUGUAAGAAAGGGAAAACAAACAAAAUAAUUAAAUGCUGUAUCACUGCAGAUUUGCUGAGAAAAACUUAUGCCAUGAUCACAAUAUAUGUUACAUGUGCUUUUAUUUUUAUAAUACUGUUGUUUGUGAAACAAAAGGUACAAAAACACUGUCUAUAAAAUGUAUAAUACAGUUUGUUAAUACACUAAAUAAAAUACAUUUUUAUGUGUGGUCUAUACAUAGUGUACAUUUUAUGGAAGUGAUGCAAUUAUGAUGUAACUAAUAAUAAAACUGACUCGAUUUCGAUUGGAUGUUUCAGUGAGAACUCAUGCAGAACCUUUGGAGAAUCUUAUUCUGGGAGACUAAAUUUGCACAUUUGCAGAUGUAGUCACAUUCAGUAACACUUUUAGGGUAAAUUCCAUACAUUUUUUUAAAUUUAAGGAAUAUAAGAAACACAUUAACAAUGCUGUUUUUUUUUUUUUUAUCCUGUAUCUUGUAUGAAAGAUGAUUACAGUGUGGGCACAAUGAACCAUCCAAUAAAAUCAACUUGAUACUCUUGAAAAGUCUUUAAAAAUACUAAAAUAGUAUUAGAUGUUUAUGCCCAGGAAGCAGGAAACUUUACAUUAUAUGCGUUUUCCAUUCAUCUGCCUCCAUAGUUUUCUACAGCACAAAAACAUUUACCUUUUUU